AUGUCUCACGAUUUACCGGCCAGUUUACUGGAUGAGCUCGACAAAAAGCUUCUCGUUUUACUUCGUGAUGGCCGAACUCUGAUUGGAUACUUGCGCAGCAUUGAUCAGUUCUCCAAUUUACUACUACACCAGACCAUUGAAAGGAUCUAUGUCAAGGACAAAUAUGGCGAUAUUCCAAGAGGAAUCUUCCUCAUUAGAGGCGAAAAUGUUGCUUUGUGUGGGGAAAUCGACGAGAUCAAGGAGAUGAACACACCACUAAAAUCAGUGCCAAUUGAAGACAUCCUAGAAUUACAACAAAAUGAAAUCGAUGAGAGGAAAAAAGGAAAGUUCAACGCUUUUCAAGAUGCUGACGUUUAA
Rhagoletis zephyria (snowberry fruit fly) is the source of this 357-nucleotide messenger RNA. The record is from RefSeq and is a predicted model, not a curated record. Lineage: Eukaryota; Metazoa; Arthropoda; Insecta; Diptera; Tephritidae.